Messenger RNA from Annulohypoxylon truncatum, 1502 nucleotides. RefSeq lists its product as uncharacterized. The record is from RefSeq and is a predicted model, not a curated record. Lineage: Eukaryota; Fungi; Ascomycota; Sordariomycetes; Xylariales; Hypoxylaceae. Bases 437 to 1306 code for a protein of 289 amino acids. The transcript has 2 exons.
GCACCCACAAAUCGCUGUCUCUUCCUAUGUAUACAUCCCCUUUUACACCCCUAGCUACCUACUCAAUAGAGAGACAGGUACAUCGUUACAGAUCCUACACGGAUUCCGAUUGAUAAGAUUAGAUGUAGUCACACUGUUCCGAGAGGGAGAACGCUGCGUUGCGUGGCGCCCGACGUCUCCGAGGUCUCCGAGCCGAGAUCUAAGACAAACCUAUAAGCAAGACUCCUUUCUCCUUUGAUCCUUGAUAUUGCGUGUGAUCCCUACAACAUAAGUAGACUGAGUGAAUCAUUUGCAUAUGACGUUUCCUUAAACCGAUAACCUUGACUGCCAGUCGUUUGUCGCACUUACGCGUGUCUAAGGCGGCUGAUCCAGAUCCAUGGUCUAGGACGACGUAUAACUGCCUAGCUAUCCGCAGCAUCAUCGAAACCAAAAAACAAUGGACCUCACCACCCUCCCCUCCAAAGCCCUCGCCCCCAUCCUCUCCCUCUUCCGGAACCACCGGACCCUCGUAACCGGCACCGCGAUCUGCGUCGCGGCCGGCGUCAGCCUCUCCGUGCUCGCGGACCUGAUCGAGGACUACAACGAGUGGUACGAGCUGGGCCCGAACGGGAUCCCGCUCAACUUCUUCGGGUACCUGGCGCAGCGGAUGGCCACGCCGUUCGCGCGCAGCGACGUCCGCGGCGGCACCCCCUACGACAUGGAGAAGCUGUCGAGGCUGUACGGGCCCAUCGUCCUGACCUCCUUCCUGGACGUGGGCGAGGAUGAGGACGGCGACGGGGAGCUGCCGCUGCGCAAGGGCGAGAGGCCCGUCGUCCCGAGCUACGUGGGCCCGCACCGGCAGACGACGCAGAAGGCCUCGGACGCCAUGCGCGCGAAGCAAGAAGCGUUCCUGCGCGAUCUGACGGCCGCCAACCCCGCACUCUUCCAAGUCAAGCCGUCCUCGCUAGAAGGUCCUUAUUACAACGCUAUAUGGCUAGCCGGCAACAUACCCCAGCGCGACGAGAUCAAGAACCUACGGGGAGAAUUCGCGCACCCGCACGGUGAGGGAAGCACGCACUUGGUGCUAAGUUUGGUUGACGCGGCGGCGGCUAUCGACAGUGGCUGGGCUGAGCGCCAUCGCAUGAGCGGGGUCGGGAAUCUGAUACCCUGGGGUUUCGUAAUGAUAUAUGCGCCGCGGGAUGACUAUGAGCUGGAAAUAUGGAAGGAGUUUAUCGUGGCAAGUGCUCGGUACGCACUCGGUGGCGAGACGGUGGUUGAGAUGCCAUCGCCAGCCGAGCCAGAGUCCUCCAAGAAGGGCAAGUCCUGAGGAGCUUGGUUAGGUAGGCAGGACUGAAGAUGGGAAAUCUGUAGGAAACGCCCGCUGAGUUGAAAGGGGACACCGAAGCUCGGAACUGCACAGGAAUCUCACCUCAAAAGUAAAGGUCCGUAUGGACUCAAGGGUACAUACCUAAGUACCUACCCCCUAGAUAUUCUUAUGUAUUAAUAAGAUAUGAUGUACUAAU